Molecule: messenger RNA, 3140 nt
Organism: Zootermopsis nevadensis
Lineage: Eukaryota; Metazoa; Arthropoda; Insecta; Blattodea; Termopsidae
Source: RefSeq, a predicted model, not a curated record
UAUUCGAACGGAUUGCUCGUUAUCAUUGUCUGUCCAAGAUCAACGAGAGGCAGUUACCAUCACUGAAUGUUGGAUAUUUUUUUCGAGGGUGCAUGGUGCAACUCAGAAGACUGUAAACACCGUAUUUUAAAAACGGAGGCGGCUGUUCCCCUUUAAAUGAACGAACUGCCUGUACAAUUUAUUAAUGACAUUUGCUUGAUAAUAAUUUACGAUGGAAAUGAAGUCAGUACCCUGCCCAGUGUGUGGUGGUUCAGAGUACUACAAGGAUUCUGGGUUUUACUUCUGUACAGAAUGUCAAACUCAGUCACAGGAGCUGCAUGAACAAGUUUAUGAGUACAGUUUUACUGGUAUUGCAAAUACAAGCACAAGAGUUCUUAAAAAAAGUUGUAAUACAGAAAAAGAAAAAUCUGAUGGAACAGAUGAAUGGACAUCAUGGGAAUAUUAUAACUUCAUAUUGAAAGGUUUAGUUGAUGAGUUGAUUGGCCUUGGAGCCAACAGGGCACUUAAAAUUGUUGUACUGCAGUUGUGGGCUACAUACCUCAAGAAACUUGAGGUGGCUUUUACAUCAGUCACAAAAACAAACAUACCUAAAUUGGGAAUUAACUACCAUCCCAGAGAUGCAAAAGUACUAUAUGGCUAUGUUGUUAAGGAGAAGAAGCGGAGCAAGAAAAAAGCACCCAAGAGAUCCAUUUCAGAGAUAUCUGUGGCUACUUUUUCAGUAAACUUCAGUGACUCUGAUCCUAACUUUGCUAAACGUCGUCUUCGUAAAACUAAAAAAAUACUCGUUGAGGAGGACUAUGGCAAGCGUGCUGAAUCAUCGGUUGAUGUGAUGAGUGAGUUUAAUGAAAGUAUGAGGAGCCUUGAAACAUCGUCUAGGGGACAAGUAAUGUCUGAUCAUGAAACGGUCCCAGACUGUCCAAGGCUUGAAUUUUCAUCUGCAGCGUGUCAGCUACGUUCUGAGCUGUACAAAAAACGUGAUUUAUCUUCUGGCAAAGCAAGCAGCAGCAGCAAGAGAAUAAGUAGCUGUAAAGUUCUAAAGUCAACGAAUCCAAAAAUUAUUUCACGCAUCAAAUUAUUGGCAAUUCUGCAUAUAGCUCUGAGAAUUUUACAGGAAAAUAUAUAUCUGAGUGAUUUAUUGAGGUGGGUAGAAGAAGGUGAACUGUCAUUCUAUGAAAUAACUCAUUUCCUCCCUCAAGAUGUUAAACUGAAAGGCCAUGAUCUCAUGACAUUUGGCCUCUCUAGUAAAAGACCUUCGUAUAUUGGCAUAAGCACAACAGCAAAAGAAUUGGCAGUGUAUUUAGAAGCCACUCGUAUGCCAACGCCUGAUUUGUUGUCUCUGGCCAGAAGGUAUAUUGAUGAAUUACAGCUACCAGCUGAAAUUGGGAAAUAUGUGGAGUGCAUAAUGGGAAUUUUACCUCCACCAUUGGAAUUCAACAGGCCUCUCAAACAUUUUCCCAACUAUGAGGGUCGUGCAAUGGCAUUCAUAAUAUUUAUCCUUAAACUUCUACUUGGACUUGAUGGAAAGACUGAAUAUGAGAUAUCAAAAGUCACCAGGAAACUUAAUGAGUUGUCUGGAAAAUCUGCAGCAAUGACAAGGUUAUUUGUGUGGGAAGAAUGGGUACAGUACAUUGAGUGUCGCAAGUCUGUUCUUGCUCGUUUUCACUUUCCUACACAGGCGACACAUCACCAAGGGGAAUUCAGCGACCCUGGCUGUUAUGUCAGGUUUUGGGAAAGAAUGAAGGCAAAGGAUUACAAGAGACAUGAAAGAUUACAGUUCGGAAAAAUAUCUAAAAUUAAUCCUGACUUUGUAAGUGCCAUGAAGCAUGUUUUCCUGAAGUUACUGGAAGAGGAUACGGGUGAUGAUCAUACAGUGAACUUUGUUCCAUCGCUUACUCCGCAAAAAGCAAAUCUGAAGGCCAUUUUUGCAUCUCAGCCAUCAGUUUUUAAGUGUGUAGCACCAGAAAUACCAUCUUCUGCUGAUAUACUGAAACAAGAUUUCACUAAAACAACAUUGCAGCACUUAAUAAAACCUGAACAAUAUAUUGCAAUGGCCCAUGACAAAGGAAUAAAAAUUAUUGUUCAGAAGAGAAGUGCCCAGAAUCAAGUGAGACAAGUUCAUAAAAUGAAAAAAGAGUUUGAGAGUAGAUGGGACAGAAUAUAUGAAAUUGUGGAUUCAGAAAAGAAAGUUCCAUGUAGUAGUCAUGGUGAGAAGAAAAAGAGAACAUCAAGGAGUGAAAUGAGCUCCAAGAAACAUGGUGUAUUGCCCGAUACGAGUUCCUGUACAGACAGAUUUUUUCAACGGUCACGUACAUUUGGUCAUUUACCACUUGUUGCAGAACAUAUGUUACUAAAUCAUUUGAAAAAUAAUGGCGUUCCGUUGAGCUCCAACAAUUAUGGUGCAGGUGUUAGUUGGGUAGACAGCAGUGAUGAAAACUCAGGUUCUUCCAGAUCCACUGAAAAUGAAGGUAUUUUGAAGAGGCACUCAAAAGAAAAUGAUGUUUCUAGUAAAUUAGAUAGCCAUAUGUUUCAUAAAUCCAAAAAAGUAGAUCAGCCUGUACACUUAAAGAAGGUUUUGUUGAAAUGUUCAAAAAAAAGAAAUUUUAAAUUAAGUGCUGUGGGUGAAAGUAAAGAGUAUGUAUUGUAUCUUCCAUACGUGGAAUAUUGGCUAAAUGAAGUUAGUACAAAAGUUCAGGCUUUUGAGGAGUUUGAAAGAAAAGUUGUUAUUCAAUUCCCACCUUCUUUUCGGUGGUUGCUAACAGAAUGUGCAAGGAUGCUUCAAAUGACAAUCCAAGAUUUGUAUUAUGAACUACUGGAUGUUGAAUUAGCAUACUGUCAUUAGCUUUGGGUCCCUAGAUAAGUCCCUGAGUGAGGAGUUGCAAAAAAAUAUUAAAGUGUACUGGUAACACACAAUCGGUGGUUACAGUAAUGCUUGACCACGCAUGUCGACUACAGGGAAACAAGGGGAGAAUUACACUUUUAAAAUUACAUGCAUAUUGCAGAUAAUGGCUCCGAAUGAAACUCUUUUCAGGAAUCAACUGUUCUUGAGGUAUAGAAUUAUAUUUUCUCUUUUAGUAAUCCAUGUGUAUUUAUUUGUAUACAUAAUGUUAAUGAAAGCAUUAAAGUGAUUAUUCUUUUAAAAA